Molecule: messenger RNA, 2089 nt
Organism: Fundulus heteroclitus (mummichog)
Lineage: Eukaryota; Metazoa; Chordata; Actinopteri; Cyprinodontiformes; Fundulidae
Gene: aspa
Product: aspartoacylase
Exons: 6
Coding region: 255-1220 (321 amino acids)
Molecular function (GO): hydrolase activity, acting on ester bonds; hydrolase activity, acting on carbon-nitrogen (but not peptide) bonds, in linear amides
Source: RefSeq, a predicted model, not a curated record
UGUAGUUUAGUUUAGGGAAGUGUUUCGUUUUUCACAGCCGGAGGAGGGGCAGGCACUGGGCGUCAUUCACUCUUAUAGCCGCCCCUGGCCCCCACACGGUAACAGCUGACUAAGGUCCGGCCGAGCCGCGCUCUCUACGUCAAGACGCAAGAGGAUUUAAAAGGCAAGCCUGUGCAGCUCCAGCUGGAAACUUUCCAGCCCCGAGACCAGCGUGUCAGCAUCCCCCCCUCACCGCGCCGCUGCAGCUUCCAGCCAUGUCCAGCGGCGGCAACAACAACAACAACACCAAGGCGGCGGCGGCGCGCGUCGACGCGGCCAGGAGAGUCGCGAUCUUCGGAGGGACGCACGGGAACGAGAUGUCCGGCGUGACACUUGUCAACCUGUGGGUGCAGAACGGCGCCGAGAUCCAGAGGAAGGGGGUGGAGAUCAAGCCCUUCAUCGCGAACCCGAAGGCUGUGGAGAAGUGCGUUAGAUACGUGGACACGGACCUGAACCGAGCCUUCACGCAGGAGAACCUCAGUGUGACAGGAGACGAUGAGCUGCCCUACGAGGUGCAGAGGGCCCAGGAGAUCAACAGGAUGUUCGGACCCAAAGGAAGCGCCGGAGCCUACGACGUCAUCUUCGACCUCCACAACACUACGUCCAACAUGGGCUGCACGCUGAUCUUGGAAAGCUCCAAAGACGCCUUCAACCUGCAGAUGAUGAAUUACAUAAAGAAAGCCUUCGCUCCUGCUAGUUGUCUUGUUCUGCUGAAUGAACACCCUCUGCUGAAAUACUCCACCUCUCGCUCCGUGGCCAAGCACCCUGUUGGUCUGGAAGUGGGUCCUCAGCCUCAAGGAGUUCUAAGAAGUAACAUCUUCGAAGCUAUGAGGGUCAUCCUGAAACACGCCCUGGACUUCAUUGAGCUCUUUAACGAAGGAAUGGAGUUCCCUGCAUGUACGGUGGAGGUCUUCCGGGUCUUGGAAAGGAUGGACUACCCCAGAGACGCCAAUGGGAACAUCAUUGCCAUGGUCCACCCCAACCUGCAGGACUGUGACUGGGAGCCGCUGAACCCCGGUGACCCAAUGUUCCAAACGUUCGACGGAAAGUCCAUCCACUACCAAGGCUCCAGCACCGUCUAUCCCACUUUUAUUAAUGAGGCCGCCUACUAUGAGAAACAACAGGCGUUUGUGACCACCAGGCGAGAAACCUUGGUGGCGAGUGCCGUCAGGAAAGCGUGAAUUGUGCUCCCGGAAAGGCAAAGGGAGAAAAACAAAACAGAAAUGUUUGUAGAUUUUGCACGGAUUGCAAAUGACACACUCGGUGCAAAGUGACAUUCUGGUUUAGUUUUUAUCAUUUUAGUGUCAGAAAAAAUCAACUAACUAUGCAACAAAUCACCUAUUAAGCUAAGUAUUUAUGAUACUGAAACUUUAAAACCAUUUAUUUACAUUAAAUGAACUGAACCUUUCUUAUAGUUUUAAAGACCAGGCCUAAUUCCUGUUGGCUUGUUAGACAUUCCAAACACCCUCGUUAAGUUUCCUACUGCUGCUCAGGAAGGCCAUGGAAGAUCAAAACCUACAACCUCUGACCCAGAACUGUUGUCGUCUUCUGCUGGAAACGUGUUGGCAACAUCUGUCGGGGUGUGCUGUGUGGCCUUUGAUUCUACCUACCUUUAACUCCAGUGGUUGCAUCUGCGGUGCUGUCCUGUUGUUGCCUUAUCCAGGGGAGGGGGGUUUCAGAGAAACCCGCAAAGAAAACUUAGAGAAGACUUCUUGUAAAAUAUCUCUAUCCGCAAAAUGUUAUUUUGACGAGAGACGGUACGUGUUCUCUUCCUUCACGCUCCAUCGAUAGUGUGGGACAUAUUUUGUAAUUAUAUCAAUUCGUAUUUUUUCGAUACGUCUAUUUAUGUAUGUUUGAUUUGAAGAGUCGUGUAGAACCUGUCCAGUCAUGGUACUGUCGUUUUUAAUGUCUCGUGUCUCUUUUGUGUAACAACGUCGUCCUAAUGUAAGUCAUUUUUCAAUCAGCAAUAUUUCUAUGUGCACAAUUUAUAUUAAUCAGUAAAGUACUGUGAAGAUUGCCAUUUCAAUAAAUGUAGUACAUUCGGGUGUAA